AUGUCAACAUCACAAGCAACACUCAGCGCGGCAGCCGACGACCGCAAGGCGCGACUUGCUAAGCUCAAGAACCUAAAGCGCAAACAACCCGCCGACGAGAUCGCGCCUCCAGAAUCAGAACGUUCGGCAUCGCCACCUAUACGCCCGCAUCUACGCCGCAACUAUGACCCCGAGAUGAGAGGCCCGAAGCUGGGGUUUGAGGCGCCGCCGACACUAGGUAUGGAAGGGCCAACGCUGGAGGAGCAAAGCAGCCGAGUAGAGGCCGAGAUCAAGCGGAAAGCUGCCGAGGACGCAAAACGACGACAAGGGUGUCGACCUGUUCAAGCUCCAACCUAA
This is a messenger RNA of Daldinia childiae, 336 nucleotides long. Its product is annotated as putative cwf18 pre-mRNA splicing factor. The coding region runs from base 1 to 336 and encodes 111 amino acids. The record is from RefSeq and is a predicted model, not a curated record. The transcript has 2 exons. NCBI's taxonomy places the organism in Eukaryota, Fungi, Ascomycota, Sordariomycetes, Xylariales, Hypoxylaceae.